Messenger RNA from Esox lucius (northern pike), 2593 nucleotides. Its product is annotated as CDC42 small effector protein 1. Gene Ontology annotation, cellular component: plasma membrane. The transcript has 5 exons. The record is from RefSeq and is a predicted model, not a curated record. NCBI's taxonomy places the organism in Eukaryota, Metazoa, Chordata, Actinopteri, Esociformes, Esocidae. Bases 310 to 666 code for a protein of 118 amino acids. Gene Ontology annotation, molecular function: small GTPase binding. Gene Ontology annotation, biological process: regulation of Rho protein signal transduction.
GUUUUUUUUAAACAUCUGAAUUUCCUCAUUGAACAACUUUGAACCACACCUCAAAAAGCCAGAGAAAUCGUACUAGUUCGUUGAGUUCUAUACGCUGGGAUCUGAAAAGUCGUGAAGCCGACAUUACUGGAUAUCCUGAUUUUUUGGGGCACAUUUAACAACGAGGCAGGUUAAACCCUAAAGUGGCAGUAAGUUCUUCAAUCUGAUUGGAUUCUGAAGAAGGAUUAAGACGACGGAAGGACUGAAAGAAUCAGGACCUGAUCAUUUUGGGGGUCUGGGUUUGGGGUUUGACCCAACUUUGGAUAUCUGAUGCAAGGCAUCUGGAUGCACCAGGAAUAUCCCAAGAUUGAGGGUCACAGGGGUUACCCGUCUUCACCAUCCUGCAGGGCGGCGACAGAGAGCAGGGCGGUAAUUCGUCAGAACCGGAGGAGCCCAGGAAUGAGCGACUUCUGGCACAAGAUGGGCUGCUGUGUGGUGGCCAAACCCCCACCGAAGAAGAAGAGGAGGAAGAUUGACCGCAGCAUGAUCGGAGAACCCACAAACUUUAUGCACCUUACACACAUUGGCUCUGGAGAGAUGGCAGAAGGUUUGCCACCAUCAGGGUCGGUCCAGGAACAGAUGAGGUCCAAAGGACCCAGUACUAAUGGUAGAAGCAACCUCUUGUAGACGACAUAACAUGGACCGGUUGAGAGACUCGAUGUAAGCAUGUCAUUCGUUUCCUCGGACCCAGCCUCAAGUCAACCUGUGUGGACCACCUCUACACAUUGUACUUAACCACUCCAGCAGGCGAAAUCAGACCCCUUCUGCUCCCCAUCCAGCCUGGCCCCCUCCAUGAAAUGACUUCAUUUCCCAGAGUCCCGAUCAGCCCCCACCAUCCAGUUUCAGAUAACCAAAAAAAAAAAAAAACUUGACUCUUGUCUUGCAGAGGGAAAGUACCCUGGAUUCACCCUCAGCAUUGGGGACUAGCUCCGAUUGUGUGUGGGCUUUUAGGUUUCUUUGUUAGAACAUAAGUCUUUUUUAGACUGCAGACUACUGGCAGAUUCAGAUUUUCCUAUCGGUCUUAAGCAAGGUAUUGUCCGAACAUUUCACAUUUCUUAACAAGAUCGCCUAACAACUGAUAGUGUACUUACAAAACCACAAACAGGUUUUCCUUUUUUAAACCCAGUAAUGGUUUUACUGCCUUAUAAGUGGUGAACAAUGGGAAUUGAGACCAACUGUUUCCUAUAGCACAAAGACAAGCAGGCAUUUCCAAUAUCUAUUGCCAAAGUGCUGUGGCACUUUUUUUUUUUUUUUUGUGGAAACAGAGUUGCUCUAACUGACGACCAGGAUGUGGCAUCAGACAUGGCUCCGCCCACUACUUUUCUGGAAUAGUUUGAUAUCCAAUCAUGGCAGGACUGGUGGAAUGGGAGUGGUCACUGCUGGCACAUUGCCUGUUUCACAUGGAGGAUUCUCUAGUCUUUCUCACACUCACUCCACUGUUAUUAGUCACCCGGUUUGUCUUGCCAAAAAUCAAGUGUUUCAUUGAUAAUCCCUGAAACAUGCAACUACCUUAAGUGUUAUUGCCAAAGUUUUGCCUUUGUUUAUUCAGUUGUUGUUUUUUUACCAUACAUGCUAUAACAUCAGCAAGUCAUCGCUAAGGCUUUCUGUCUAGAAUUACUUUCAGACUCUCUGUCCCAGCGGUUUUUAACAAGUAUCCUGUAGACCAUUCCACACUGAAAGAUUGCUGAACAAGACCAAUUUGGGAUUGAACCAAUCGACAUUCAACCAUUUGCCAGCUGAAUGUCAGACGCAAGAACAACUCAUUUGCUUGAUCUAUAAAAAAUGAAUUCUGCAGGGUUAUGUCAUCAAAACCUCAAAUGGAUCACAAACCAUGGCAACUUGGCUUUUGGUCUCCUGUUGCACUGUAAGUCGAUGUUGAGACAUGCUCAUUGGCUUUUCAACUAUUCUGAAAGGAGACCUGAUGGGCUUUCUGUUUCAAUGACAAUCUCCAGUUCAGGUUAGAUGAAACAGAGUCUACAACCGUUUAGAAAGUGAUGCCUGAUAUUCUUUAAUUUAUUUCUUUUUGCUUUCAUUAUUACACCACGCAUGAAUAUUGAGUGCUAAACACUGCAACAGUUUUCUUCAAUAUUAGGUUUAGCGGCUAGCAUGCUACAGUUUGGACAAUUGCUUGCAGUAUGAGUGAGUUUGCAUAGAUUUUUUUUUUCUUCCAAUUAUUUCUUGUUUAUUUGCAUUGACAGUACUUUUUGUCAGCUGUGGACCUUUUUUAAAGUUCAAUACAUUUUGUCUGUUUUAAAAAAAAACAUUUUCUUUGACUGAAGAAAUACAAUGUUUACAAUGUUUGCAUUUUAUUUGUUCCAGUCUGUCUUGGAUGUUGCACUGUUUCCCUGGGACCCCUCUUAGAUUUGUUUUUAAUUGCACAUAAAACACAGUCCUGCUAUGACGAUAAGUUGGCGUAUGGAUAUUUAACAACUGGUUUUCAACUGUUGCAAACCUGCCCUGUAAGAGUCUCCCCCCCCCCCCCCCCCCCCCCUCAUUCUUUUAUCCUUUUCUGGGCAUUUUCCCUCGUGAAAAUACAGUUGCCAUUUCACAGAUG